AUGCUCGCUCUCAACACCGUCGUCGACGGUGGGAGAUUCCACAUCCUCGACAUCCUAGGAAAGGGUGGCAGCGGUGUCGCUUAUCUUGCUUUCGAUUUGCAUCGCUCAACAUCUAAUACUGCCAAGUACUACGCCAUCAAGUGUCUUCUUCGCAAAAGUGACCAGUCGGACCUCCUGCGUGAAGUCCAACUCCACAAAUGCGUGUCCAAACAUGAAAAUAUUGUGACAUUGCGUCGAUGUGUUCCAGAGGGUCAGUUCCAGAUCCUUAUCAUGGACUACUGCGCAGAUGGGGAUCUUUUUCGGCUCAUUAUCCAGCAGCACCGAUAUUUUGGAAACGACGAACUUAUAAAAGAUGUAUUUCUCCAAAUCAUCGACGCUGUCGCCUAUUGUCAUUCCCGAGGCAUCUAUCAUCGCGAUCUCAAGCCAGAGAAUAUCCUCUGUAGCCAUGAUGGAACCAAAGUGUACCUGACUGAUUUUGGCCUCGCAACUCAGGAGCCCAUUAGUCAUGACGUGGGCAUUGGAAGUGGAUAUUAUAUGAGUCCCGAAUGCAACGCCGGUCCGAAAUAUGACUCAGCGAUGAACGACGUUUGGUCACUGGGAGUAAUCCUCAUGAAUCUUUGUUACGGUCGCAACCCUUGGGCGCGCGCGGAUCUCUUAGAUGAGACCUUCCGUGCAUUUCUCAGUGAUCCGAACUACCUCGCGUCUAUUCUUCCUAUCCCUCCUGCAGUGAACAGCAUCCUAAAAGGCCUAUUUGCUCUGAAUCCAGGAUGUCGAAUGACUUUAGAUCAGCUGCGCACUGCAAUCCUGAAAGUGGAUCACUUUAUCAUGAGU
Messenger RNA from Cantharellus anzutake, 831 nucleotides. RefSeq names its product kinase-like domain-containing protein. Gene Ontology annotation, biological process: protein phosphorylation; intracellular signal transduction. Gene Ontology annotation, molecular function: protein serine/threonine kinase activity; ATP binding. NCBI's taxonomy places the organism in Eukaryota, Fungi, Basidiomycota, Agaricomycetes, Cantharellales, Hydnaceae. The annotation marks the transcript as partial. The record is from RefSeq and is a predicted model, not a curated record. The transcript has 3 exons.